GCUCCUUGACGAUUUAAGCAUUUCAAGCCGGUUUUAGUGAACAUAUAUGAGAAUUUAUAAUGAGAAAUAUAUCAAUUUAGUGGCUUUUACGAUUUUCACCGAUUAUUCAGAUCGAAGCGUUAAUCUGUGUUUCACACGUGUGGCAUGCCGUCUGUAACGCUGAAGGACGUCGAUCAGCAAAAAUUUGUGAAGGCUUUCGCAGCCUUUCUCAAAAAAACUGGCAAGAUGCGCGUGCCAGAGUGGGUGGAUAUUGUGAAGACGGCUAAAUUCAAGGAACUCGCUCCUUACGAUCCCGACUGGUACUACAUCAGAUGUGCGGCCCUGGUGCGUCACAUCUACAUUCGCAGCCCAAUCGGAGUCGGCGCCGUUACCAAGAUCUUUGGCGGACGCAAACGCAAUGGCACCCACCCCAGCCACUUCUGCCGGUCGUCGAGUGGUGUCGCGCGCAAGGCGCUCCAAAGCUUGGAGCAGCUGAAGCUGAUCGAGAAGGCACCCCUUGGAGGACGCAAAUUGACCAGCCAAGGACGCAGGGACUUGGAUCGAAUCGCCGCGCAAGUUAAGGCUAAGAGCAAAAAACAGCUUAAGCUGCAGGAAAUUAUUAUGUAAUAUUCUUUUAUGUUUCUGUAAUAAAAAAACACAUUUAAACAUUUGAAUUAAACACUUUGAAUUGUA
Wasmannia auropunctata (little fire ant) is the source of this 672-nucleotide messenger RNA. Its product is annotated as 40S ribosomal protein S19a-like. Lineage: Eukaryota; Metazoa; Arthropoda; Insecta; Hymenoptera; Formicidae. The record is from RefSeq and is a predicted model, not a curated record. The coding region runs from base 145 to 606 and encodes 153 amino acids. The transcript is spliced from 3 exons. Gene Ontology annotation, biological process: translation; ribosomal small subunit assembly. Gene Ontology annotation, cellular component: cytosolic small ribosomal subunit; ribosome. Gene Ontology annotation, molecular function: structural constituent of ribosome; RNA binding.